CUAUCCUUACCAGACCCAACUUCCCUGAAGAAGGGAAUUGCUUGUCAAAAGGAAAAAUGUCUGCUCCUCCCUGGCAACAAGUACCGCAAGAAGAAGAAGAAGUAUCAAUCGACUAUUCGCAAAAGUCGCAAGAGGCGACGCAGCCGGUUUCUGACUGGCACGAAGUGAAAACCGAGGAUGGUCGUGUAUACUACUAUGACUCGAUUUCUAGAAGGAGCGUUUGGGAAAAGCCAGAAGAACUCAUGAAUGAAUUUGAACGAAAAUUGUCCAAACUGGCUUGGAAAGAAUACACCACCGCUGAUGGAAAGCAAUAUUGGUACAACGUUAAUACACGUGAGUCUGUGUGGGAAAUUCCCGAAGAAUAUAGAAAGGCGAUCGCCGAAGAGACACUUCCAGAAACAAAACAAGCUUUUCCUCAUUUACAGCAAGAACAGGAGACGCGUUCUGAAGCCUUCCCAGAGUCUUUGACACAACAAGCGAGACCUGACAGAGAACAGACAGCGCCUUCAAAAGAUGCGAUCUCACGAAAGCGUGCUCCCAACUUUGUACCGCCCAAAGAAAAGCGUCAUAAACGGGCAGACCACCGUGAAGAGGAUUUCGAUACGUAUGAGGCCGCUGAACGAGCUUUUUUUAGAUUUUUGGAUUCAUUCAAUGUUACCCCGAGCUGGACUUGGGAACAAGCUGUUCAUGAAUUAUGUACGGAAAAAGGUUAUUAUGUUAUUAAAAAUCCUUGGGAACGAAAAUGCGCUUUUGAUGCAUAUAUAAUGAAUUAUUUGACAGAACAGAGUGACCGAGAAAAAAAUCGAAUUCUUGCACUUCGAAAAGAUUUUUUUAGUCUAUUGAAAUCAAGAGACGACAUUCAUUCAUACACUUUAUGGAGAACUGCCAAAACACUGCUAGCUGAUGAAGCUGCUUUUUUGGCUGCUCCCACUGAGUUUGAGCGACAGUUGUUAUUUUUCGAACACAGACAAAAGCUCAAAGAAGACGAAGAAAAACAAGAAAAAAACAAUAGAAAGAAUGCUCUUGAUGACUUUUGUGUCCUCUUGAACAAGUUAGAAUUAGAUCCUUACACACGGUGGAACACUGCUCAAGAAAAAUUCGAAAAUGAUCCCCGCUACCAAAAGAAUCCAAAUAUGAAACAUUUAUCUAAGCUGGAAGCUCUUACGGUUUAUGAAAGUCAUAUCAAACAUCUUGAGCGAGAAUACAUUACGGAAAAACAAAGACAAAAGAAGGAAAAGUAUAGGACUGAAAGAAAGAACCGUGAUGCUUUCCGAACCCUCUUACUUGAUCUUCGACAGGAAAAGAAGAUAACCUUACGUACAAAAUGGAAAGAAAUUUAUCCUCUCUUUAAAGAUGACCCUAGGUAUCUGAAUAUGCUUGGCCAGCCUGGAUCUACUCCUUUAGACCUUUUUUGGGACAUUAUCGUUGAAUUCGAAAAUGAAUUUCGGGAGAAGCGAAAUGUGGUUUUGGAUUGUCUUCAAAUUUUGCAACUUCGAGUGGAGGAAAAUUCCGAUGUCCAAGAAUUUGUUCAGCGUGUUAUGCAAAGCCUAAAAGAAAACAAUAGGGAUGACUCUGUUUCUGAAGAUAUUGUUUCGGAGGUUAUCAUACGCACGAAAGAAAAAAUUGCUCAACGUAAAGCUGACGAAAAGAAAGCUGAUGAGCGUCGGAUUCGACGAAAAAUUGAUAAUCUUCGAAGUGCAAUCAAAUAUAUAGAACCUCCCAUCCCUUUAAGUGCUACAUAUGAAGAAAUGAAGCCUGUUUUAUCUAAAUUACCGGAGUUUUCUGCGCUAGACUCGGAAGAAUAUCGUGUUGCUGCCUUCGAUAAAUACAUUCGCAGACAAAGGGAAAAAGCCGCUUUGGAAAAGCAAAAUAGAAUAAGAAGAGGUUAUUAUGAUGAAGGUGGAGAUAGUGCAUACGGCGGGUACACGUCUGGUACCCGGGUAUACGAGAUGAAGCCUCCAUUAGACUAUGAUGAGGAUUUGCCAAUGAAGUCCGACAGACAUGUUGGACCUCCUGGGCCAGCUCAUCCUUCUAAUGCGAAUGAUUUCAACUCCUUACAGUCGAACGCUCCUCCUGUGUCUGGCAUGGAUGGAGAAUCGAGUGAGGAAGGUGAAAUCCACUAAUUAUGAACUUGUAUUAUAGUCCUAACGCAUAUAAAACCAUAUUCCAUCCGUUAUUUAGUAAAUCUCGUCCUUGUAGUAACCCUUCUGUAGUCUGAAAU
Messenger RNA from Schizosaccharomyces cryophilus OY26, 2221 nucleotides. RefSeq names its product U1 snRNP-associated protein Usp104. Gene Ontology annotation, biological process: mRNA cis splicing, via spliceosome. The transcript has a single exon. The record is from RefSeq and is a predicted model, not a curated record. Bases 57 to 2123 code for a protein of 688 amino acids. Lineage: Eukaryota; Fungi; Ascomycota; Schizosaccharomycetes; Schizosaccharomycetales; Schizosaccharomycetaceae. Gene Ontology annotation, cellular component: U2-type prespliceosome; U1 snRNP. Gene Ontology annotation, molecular function: RNA binding; protein binding.